AUGAUUUACAUCACGUUAUUGUGUUGUAUUCUUAAGAGCAUAGCCAAAGAUUGCUCUUUGCUCCCAAGUGACUAUACGAAGAUAGUUGGAAAGGAAAAUGAAAUAAUCGCUUAGGAUAUAUCGGAGUAUUUUAGUUAAGUUAAAUACGACGACAUCAUCACCUUAACUGACUAAAAUAGCAAGGUUAGUUUGAUACCGCCAAUUUAUUUAAAGGCUACAAAAGAAACGAUUCCUAAUGGUAUAAUAUCAAAUUUUAAUGUUUUAGUGAAUAAAUUGUUAUCUUAAUCAGUGUUGACUACUAAUCAAGGCUAAUGGAUUAAUAAAUUUUAACUACUGGCUAUAAGAAAUGAAAAUGAACAAAUUUUAGCAUGGACAGAGAAAAUUGUUGCAGGUACUUAAUAGAGAUACCCAUCCUUUGAUAAAACAAUUUUACUUGGAAAGACUGAAGAAGUUAUUUGCCAAUCUUCAACUAUUUUAGAUGUAUCUCAUCUACUAGUAGAUUGCUAUUAGGUUAAUGAUUUAGAGCCAUAAACAUAUUUUUAUAUGAUUAGCGAAAAAGAUGAUUAAUAAUUAUCUAAAAUAGAAAAUGUGUAUCCUUAUGAAAAAGAUUAAUAAAGAUACAUUGUAAGCACUCAGAACUACAUAUAUAGAAUUACUUUGAAAACUAAUAAUAAUCCAGCAAUUAUUGAAUUGUUUACUUAUGAUUUAGUCAAUAAGGACAUAAAGCUCCAAAAGACUAUUAACUAAGAGUUAAUACAAAAAUAUGUCAAAAUUACUUAAUAUUCCUUUGAUAUGGUUGAUGCCAAAAUAAGUCCAACUGAUUAAAUAGCUAUUUUAGACAAGACUGGAAAUGUAUUUUUACUCCAAUACUACUCUUCCAAUGAUACUUUCCAAUUUAAUUAAAAGGGAUCCCUCUUAGGAGAAUCUAUUUCGUUUGAUUAUUAAUUUAAGAAUCAAGAAUUUGCAAUAGUAUAAAAACACUUUGUCAUUCAAAGUAAUAGAAAUUAUGUUUCAACAGAUGACUUAUCUAAUUCGAAAAUUCAUUACAGCAAUAAUUUUAUAUUCUUAACUUCCCCCACUCAAAUUAUAUAAUUUGAUAAAAAUUUAUAGUUAAUUCAAAAAGUAUUAGGUGAUUUCAGCAAUGUAAUUACAGAUUAGAUUUAAAAUGACUUCUUAACCUUCACCAAUACAAAUAUUUAAUAUUAUUUAAGUCGCUCUAAACAUCGUAUCUAGUAUCACAAUAAUGAUCAAGGUAUAACUGGAAAUGCAAAACUAAUUCUAAAUGCAUGUUAAGUCACCAUAGAAUAUUAGACAGUUUCAAUGAACUCUGUAGAUUUGGUACUAGUAUCAAAGGGAAAUAUUCAAGAUUCUCCAUUUUAUACAGAACGAAUAUUUUUCAAUGAUUACGCUAUUCGUCCUAGAUAAUUAGUUUCUGGCCCUAAAAAAUAAGUCAGUUUUCAAAAGAAAACGAAAGAAAAUGUCCUUGGAGGUGGAAAUCUUACAUAUAUUGCAGUUACAGGAGAUAUUUCAGAAAAGUAUACGAAUAAGAAUUUGAGUUUAACCGACUUAAUCUUCCUUUAAACUAUUUCUAUGGCAUAAUCUUUUGAUUAACCCUUUUCAAUAAUCACUUAGAAUAAGCAAAAAGAAUUGACUAUAUAUUUUUGCUAGAAUCUUUAGGCUGAGAUAUGUUAAUAGUAAUAUAAGACUAAGCUGGAUUUUGAAAUUACUAAGGAAAAUACUGUUAUCCAAUUUUAGAAUUAUUAAUUUACAUUCAUCACUAUUUUAAAUCAGAAAACAUUGUUCCAUUAUAAAUUUUUGUCUAACAAUUAUAUCAACAAAACUAUUACACUUAAAGAUGAUGACUAAAUCAAAUCUGUAGAUAGCAUCUAUUUGAGUUAUUAAUAUUUACUAAUAUUUUCAAAAGCAGCAAAUGCUAUUGGAGUGUAUAAUUAUUAGAUUUUUGAUUUUCUUUACAUUAUAAACUCUGAAAAAUUGAGUCAAUUAGGAUUUGUCAAUUGGGAUCCUUAAAAAUUGUUUUCAACUGAUUUCAGCUAACUUUUGUUUGUCGUUAAUGGGUAAUAAUAGAAUCAACUUCUGAUCUUGAAUUUAACUAGAACAGAUUUCUCUUUUGGAUAUUAAAUGGCCAUUUCAUAAUCUUAAGAUAUUCGUGUUAUUAAUUUUUAUGAGAGAUUCGCUAUACUUUAAUAGUAAGCUUAAGGAAAAUUUACAUUCUAAAUUUACAAUAGAUAAGAUCCUACAAAUAUUUAUCUUGAGAAAACUCCUACUUUUUAUAACUAUUAGAUUGAAAGUAUUGAAUCCUUCUUUUGGGUGCCAUACAAUAAUUUGUUGCAUGUCAAAGCAAAAUCAGAAUUCAAAUCUGUUAUCUUAUCUUAUUUUGUUGAGUUGACUGAUCACAAUUCAUUAUAUUGUGUACAAGAUUGGGACCCAGCCAAUCAAUUUGUGACGGCAACUCAGGACAAUGUAUUCUAAUUUAAUAAAGAAAAUGUUUGGAUAUAUUACAUAUAAAAAUACCCUUAAUUGUAAUAUUCAGUUAGUUUUGAUGACAAUACAUUUAUUUAAGAUUAAGACUAUAAUAUAGUUUACUCAAAUGAAUAACUGUUAUUGGUUAAUAGAAAGUUCAGAUUGGUUAACAACCAACUUAGUUUGAAAAUUAAGAAGGAUAAAUUAAACAUAACAACUAAUUUAACAUCCAACUAGUAACACAAUUAUAUUCAAGAUAUGGGCACUGAUUGGUUUUCAGGUGAAGUCACCAAAUUUGAACUGAUGAUACCUCAACUCAAAGACCGAAAAGCAGAAAUAAUAAAUCCUAUUGAAAUUGUAAAACCGUAUUAUCAUAAUUAUACUAUGAAUGUUGUUGAUUUCAGUACAAACUAUAUUUUUGCUCUUAACCAUGACUCCUAUGUUCUAAUUAGUAAAAAGACAAAUGAAGUUGUUUUCACUGAAAAUAUAACCGCAGAUUAUAUAUGUCAGGAUAUCUUAGCAAGUUAUGAUUCUUAAGUCUUGAUUUAAUGUGUUAAGGAUAAAUUGUAGUAUGUUGGUGGAAUAUAAUGUGAAAAUACUAAUUGCAAAAUAAGUAGUUCUUGGCUAUAAAUAAGUGAUAAUAUCUUUUCAGGAUAUAUAGAUACUGAAAAUAUGUUCAUUAUUUUAAAAAAGGAGAUUUUGGCAUACUCUAAAAAUAUUCAAGAUUUAUCCAAAGCUUAAAAUUACGGUAAAAUAAGUGUUGCUGAUUUGUAUAAUUCCUAGUAUGGAUUAACUAUUUAAAAAAUUAAGAAUAAUCACUAUCACGUGUAUUACACUGA
Molecule: messenger RNA, 3320 nt
Organism: Paramecium octaurelia
Lineage: Eukaryota; Ciliophora; Oligohymenophorea; Peniculida; Parameciidae
Source: the annotation of a GenBank genome assembly